GCAAGUCACCAUAGGCGGUUCAGAGACGGUUCGUGUCUUUGCCGAUUCCAUUGAGGCAAAUAUGUGCUGACAAUCGCUAGCUGCACUUCCACCAGGCUCCUCAUCCUCACCGCAUCGCAGCAAGUUCGACGCCUCUCGGAUAGUCGGAUCGCCGACACCGUGGAUGGAGCGGACUGCUCCUUUCCUUGAUGAGCGAUGCCGCCAGGUCCUUCCUCCGAAGUGCGCUGCCGCGCGUCCUUCCUCAAACGAGCGCCGCCGUCACCUUCCUCCGACGAGCGCCGUCGUCGCCUUCCUUCGACUCGGGACCGCCUCCUCCUUCCGACAAGUCGCCAAUCUGCCGCUCCGAGCUGAUUCUCUACCCAGUGCUUAAAACUCUAAUAGUGAUAAAUCUUGACCUGGUGAUUGAUGGCCUCAUGCUAUACCGGUACCACUCCACAAUAUGGCGAGGAUCUGACACCGUCUCCCUUUGGACUCCAGCUACGCCAUCUGUUAGGAGGCCACAAGAUUUGAGCCAGCUGAUUGAUUUUUGUAUUGUGUUGAGCAUCUCGACGCAAGAUCUGAUGCGAGAAGCCGCAGGGAACCUACAAUAGCCCUCAUUAUGGUUUGUACUUCCACAUGAUUCUAAGUAUUAUUUUUCUAAUGGUACGACAUUAAGUCGAUACAUUGGCAGCAGUUCGGUAAUGUUUGUAUCUGUUUUUUAAUAUCCUGUGCUGCAGCUAUGUGCGCUGUUAAUCCGCAUAUACCUUAUUUUCCAAUAGCUAUUUAUUCUUUGUUAUAAGAUUAGGGUUCAUCAAUGUUGCUUUGCCGCCGAUGGAAAAAAAUCUAGAAUCAUCAGAGUGGUGUAUUUUGUUGAGUGGCCGAGCAACAGAAGGGUGCCUACUAUUGUGGCUAUACUACCUCUGACUAGAAAAGGAUGCAGCAAAUUUGUAAGCUCAUAACACACAAACCGUGGGUAAUGAAUGAUUUGUAGGACUUGUUCCCCUGAUUGUGAUAUAAUAAGCACUAUAUUUGCAUAACAAGAGCUUUUGCUGUAAGAUUAUUGUCCAGACUAUAGCACCAAAAUGAAAUUGGUGUCGUUUUCCAGAUAAAAGUGGUACAGUUUUUUUUU
Lolium perenne is the source of this 1108-nucleotide messenger RNA. Lineage: Eukaryota; Viridiplantae; Streptophyta; Magnoliopsida; Poales; Poaceae. The record is from RefSeq and is a predicted model, not a curated record.